AUGGUGACAGUGGCUGGAGCCAUGUUAAUGACUUUGUACAAAGGACAUGUUAUUAAUUUGGUAUGGUCAAAUAAUAUUCACGCAAAUACUUCAAAAGUCCCUCAAGCCAAUGAAGCAACAGAUAAAGAUUGGUUCAAAGGUCCAAUGCUUCUCAUUGGAGCCAUUUUUGCCUGGGCUUCUUUCUUUAUAUUUCAGGAAAAUACAAUGAGGAAGUACACUGCUCCUCUGUCUCUAACUACACUUGUUUGCUUCAUGGGAACUCUACAAUCUAUUGCUGUCACCUUAGUGAUGGAGCACAAAUCCUCUGCUUGGGCUAUUGGUUUUGACAUGAAUCUUUUUGCUGCUGCCUAUGCUGGUAUUGUAUCAUCAAGCCUUGCAUACUAUGUUCAAGGUCUUGUAAUGGAGAAAAGAGGGCCUGUCUUUGUGACUGCUUUUAGUCCCUUGAUGAUGACCAUUGUUGCCAUCAUGGGACAAGUUUCUAUUAUGCAAGAAUGGAGAAGGAAAUCUACUGGCUGGUCACGGCAGCAUGUGUUUGCUUUUGCAUCCCCAGUCCUGUGCAGGGAUCAUAAUAUUGCGGAAGCCAUGGCUGCACUGCUUGCUAUCAAACUGUGCACGCGGAGGGGCUAUCAGCAUUGUGUUAUAGAGAUGGACUCUAAAAUUUUUGUUGCUAUGCUGAAGAAUUAA
Lycium barbarum (goji berry) is the source of this 684-nucleotide messenger RNA. Its product is annotated as WAT1-related protein At5g07050-like. NCBI's taxonomy places the organism in Eukaryota, Viridiplantae, Streptophyta, Magnoliopsida, Solanales, Solanaceae. Gene Ontology annotation, molecular function: transmembrane transporter activity. The coding region runs from base 1 to 684 and encodes 227 amino acids. The transcript has a single exon. Gene Ontology annotation, cellular component: plasma membrane. The record is from RefSeq and is a predicted model, not a curated record.